Messenger RNA from Mixia osmundae IAM 14324, 2448 nucleotides. RefSeq lists its product as uncharacterized. Gene Ontology annotation, molecular function: protein binding. The transcript is spliced from 10 exons. Gene Ontology annotation, cellular component: mRNA cleavage and polyadenylation specificity factor complex. NCBI's taxonomy places the organism in Eukaryota, Fungi, Basidiomycota, Mixiomycetes, Mixiales, Mixiaceae. The coding region runs from base 1 to 2448 and encodes 815 amino acids. The record is from RefSeq and is a predicted model, not a curated record.
AUGGACAAGGGGCUAGUCAACCUAUUGCCUCGCAAUGGCGUCAUGCGGCCAGCAGAGACCGAUACUGAGUGGAAGCCGACGCACCUCUACGAUGAUCCCGUGCCUGUCAGCAGAGAGUUCAAAGAGGACGAGCAGCGUCGACUAGAUCUCGCCGCGGCAGCCGGAAGCAGCGAAGCAAAGUCUCGAGGACGGGUUCGACCCCGUAAGACGGUGGAUUUCUAUGGCGGGCUCAGUCGGUGGAAGCUGCUGAGAGGAAUGCAAUGUAGCUCGCGCGAUGAGCAAUACAUGCGGCCGAAUCCCAAUUAUACCUGUCAGUUCUUGCCGCCUCAUGCAACACCUGCGAACGCGGCCCAGUCGAUUUGCUCACGCUAUGUACAUACGGCCACUAACAAGAUCCGCUCGCCCGUCAACGCACUGAAGUGGACUCCAGAAGGCCGUCGACUGCUCACCGGUAGUACCAGCGGCGAGUUUACGCUGUGGUCCGGUCUGACCUUCAAUUUUGAGACGAUUCUGCAAGCACACGACUCUGCCGUACGCGCUUUCGAAUGGUCUCAUUCGGGCGUAUGGCUUGUCUCUGCAGACCACAAUGGCACAAUCAAGUAUUUUCAGACCAACAUGAACAACCUGCAAGUCUUCCAGGCUCACGAGGAACCGAUAAGAGACGUCACGUUUGCACCCAAUGAUGCCAGAUUUGCGACCGGCUCGGAUGACAAGAAGAUCAAGAUAUGGAACUUUGACGAGAUGAGGGAAGAGCGUAUGCUCGAGGGACAUCUCUGGGACGUGAAAUGCGUCAAAUGGCAUCCCACGAAGGGCUUGCUUGCGUCUGGCUCGAAGGAUCGAUUCGUCAAGUUCUGGGACCCACGAAGCAGUCAAUGCCUGCAGACAUCACACAUGCACAAGAACACAGUCUCCUCUAUGAGCUGGAAUCCAAAUGGCAAUACGCUCGCGACGACUUCCAAGGAUCUGACAGUCAAGAUCUACGACAUCAGAGCGAUGAAGGAGCUACAGACCUUCAAGGGUCACAAGUCUGAAGUCACAGCUGUGGCUUGGCAUCCUGUUCAUCACGAUCUCUUGGCGACAGGCUCAUACGAUGGUAGCAUAAUCCAGUGGACCGUUGACGAUCCUGCGCCGCGUGACUACCUCGAAUAUGCCCACGACCAAUCCGUCUGGGGACUCGCAUACCAUCCUAAUGGACACAUCCUUGCGAGCGCGAGCAAUGACCAUUCGACUCGCUUCUGGAGUCGCAGUCGGCCGGGCACGCCGCACAACUUUGAUCGAUUCCAUGUGGGCGUAGAGAUGGCGAAGGAGAUGGGCUCGAAAGACGAAGAUGAUGAGGACGACUUUGCAUUGCCAGGCCUGCGAGGCAUGCCUGCUAAUAACCAGCGCUUCGGCAAUCGCGGGCCACAGGGACACCAGGGCCAAGGGGGCUACGGUCAGCAAAAUAUACCUGGCUUCGGCAGACAAGGCCCGACGAUAAUCCCGAGCGCGUACCAACAACAGCCUCAGUAUGGUCAGCAGCCUCAAUAUGGCCAGCAGCCUCAGUACGGCCAACAGCAACAGUACGGACAAUCGCAACAGCCGUACGGCCAGCACCAGCAAGCUGUUGUUGAUACAUUAGAGGUCAGAUGCAGCUAUAUGCUCGAAAUAAGGCACUACGAGCCGCCGGAGAGGCGGAAGGAGGAUCUGCAGGGAAGCGAAAGAGCAGCUCGCAAAGCCGCCGACGCCAAUAUUGCCAACUUGACUGCGGCUUUGCGCCGACUCCGGACAGACCACACCCUCGGAGACCCAUAUCACACCCUUGACGAUGAUUAUAGACUUGCUCUGGCUGAUCUGGCUUCAGCAAAUGCGGGAGAAGCGAGUAUAAUUGAGGAUGCUCCUCAGCAAGAGGGGCAAGAUGGAACAGGAAUGCUCGAGCUGUUCAUACCUCCACCGCAUCGUACGCCGAGACCUCACUUGGUGCCAGACAGUCCGAGGAGCGAUGUGCCUCCGGCGCCCAUCCUCGCAUGGCUUGCAUCUCCUUCCAAGCACAACAGUCUGCUGUCGAACGACAAUGAGCAAGGCUUCUGGAUCUUACCCAUCAGCGGUUGUGCAGGUCCUGUCGAUAGCUCGAGCAGGCCCACUUGGGCGCGGUAUUCACGAGACGCGAGCGCAAUCAUGUGGACGCCGCAGCGUCUCACUGUGCUAUGGGAUAUGUUGCGUGUCUUGUGCGAUUCUUGCACGAUAGCGGGCCUGAAAGCCUUUGCCCUCUUUGCGCCUCACCACGAUCCAGACAGCAAAGAGAUGGGCGACUCGAUCCGCGUCUUCUCGACUGCAGAGAACGCGCUGCAAGUAAGGACGAUCCUUGAUGCGCUGACAGAUGAGCCGGAACAAGAUAGAGGGGAUCACUGGCUGCGAGGAAAACGUCUAUUGUGGUGCCUUGCAAAUGGGCGCCCAGUCUUUAUUGCAUGA